AUGCUGCCGCCCUCUGCCAAAGUGCCAGAGCAAGCAGCUGAAAACGGGGGACCCCUAGAGAAAACUCCCCGGGCCCUUAAAGAUCUAUCGACAAAGAAGCCCAGACAGAAUCUUAGAAGAGGCUCCCAAGAGUCUUCGCCAACAGUAAUUGGUAACGCCUUCAGUUUCUUUAGAGGCCGUCAGGAUCCCAACGAGCUGCGAUACCAGAGUGACGAGGAACAAGAACGGUAUGACGCUCCUUACGAGGGAGAACAGCGUGACGAGGCAGCGACUGCCGACGAAACCGAGGUCGCAAAUGAGAAUGGCGUGGUGCCACCCGAGAACCAAGAAGCUGGGCUGCCUCUUGCGUCUCGGUCGACGAUAUUUCGCCCAAGUUUCUUCGCUAGAAACACCACAGAGGGUAAUGGCAGUGCCAAAACCCAAGAGGGCCUAACCGAAGACGGUAAGGGCCCAGGAGGCAGGCCCAGAGGCAUUUUCACGAUAUUUAGAAAGAAGAACAAGGAUCUCGAUAGACGGGCUAGUGCUAUAGGUCAGGAAGAAGGCGCUCAUGCGGAAGACGACAGCGAAGCCGAGACUCGGGAACGGGCCAAGCAGCUACUAAGCUCCUUGGGCCUUGGUACCCCCGCCAUCAACUUAUUGGCAUCGUGCUUGUGUGAGGAUGAAUAUGGUAUUGCUCGUGCUCCUCUUCUCUUGACUCUCUUGGGGUUGAAGGUGCAUGACACAUCCAGAACUCCGCUCAAACGAAACCGAAGGUUCCGCAUUGACCUCGAGUAUGGAGUCGCCCCUCGCCGUGUGAAAUGGUCGGUGGAGAGAAACGCCAAAGACUUGCUUUACUUGCAUUCGAGAUUCAAAAUUCUGGCUUUUAGAGGUGCAAUCAAGUCAGAUGAACUUCCAAAAUACCCUGUACCUCCUCUUUUUAGAAGGAACGAACGUCAAUUAAUGCGUCAAACCAAAAAGACUCAAACUAGAAUCGAAGAUCCUCAAACGCUUAAUUUACGUGAUCGUCUGAAUCCGCAAACCCCUAAUGAUGACGACAGGUCCAUCUUGAGUGGAGGCACGUUCCGAAACAGAUUGUCAGCAAUACGCUCCCACAUGAGCGGCACUUCAAUGUCAUCCUUGGAAGAUGCUACUCCCGAGCAAUUGCAGACACUCAUGACCAUAAAUCAAAGGUACACGGCAGAUGUCCAAAAAUACCUAUGCGAUCUUAUUGCUCUAUUGUCCUUACGCCCGGAAUCCAACAGACUAUUUCAGUUCUUUGAGGUUUCGCCUAUUUCAUCACUCCUCAGCAAUGAAACAGGUUACACCGGUAAGCAGGGUGUGGUUCACGUGGGCGGAACCACGAAAUCUCAGGGCUGGAGAGUUGGUCACUUCAAAGCCAACGACUUGAAGGGAAUGAUUGAUAGACGCUCAGAAAAAUGGCUCUUGGUCAGAAACUCCUACGUCACCUACGUAUCCGACAUCAACUCCACAACUCCCCUCGAGGUCUUCCUUGUUGACAGCAAAUUCAGAAUUCACCAUAAGGGACCGGGCUUUGACACACACGAAAAGGGCUCAGAUUCAGAAUCAGACUAUGAAGAUCAUUCCAUCAGAAUUAUUGGUGGUGUGGAAUCAGCCCCGCAGCACGUUCACAGGAAUGUCUUCAAGCAUUUAAAAAUUAUACUCGAGAACUCCGAAAGAAAGUUGGUUUUGAUACCCAAGUCUGUUAGAGAACAACGUCUAUGGCUACAUUCACUCGAUAAAAUGGUUAGAGAAUCUAUCUGGAGCCAAAGCAACAGAUUCCAUUCGUUCGCCCCAAUAAGAAAAAAUUGUUAUGCACAAUGGUUUGUGGAUGCUCGUGACUACUUUUGGGCAGUCUCUUCAGCUAUUGAAAUGGCAAAGGAUACAAUUUUUAUUCACGACUGGUGGCUUUCGCCAGAGCUUUAUUUAAGAAGACCAGCUAAUGGAAAUCAGCAGUUUAGAAUUGAUAGACUUCUUCAAAGAAAGGCUCUGCAGGGCGUCAAAAUCUUCGUCAUUAUUUACAGAAACGUUGGUACAACAAUUCCGAUUGACUCGUUGUACACUAAACAUUCUAUCCUUUCCCUCAAUCAAGAGAAUAUUCAUGUGAUCCGGUCUCCCAAUCAACUUCUCCAAAACACAUACUUUUGGGCUCACCACGAGAAGAUAUGUAUUAUAGAUCAAACAGUUGCAUUCAUGGGUGGUAUUGAUCUUUGUUACGGUAGAUAUGAUACCCCUGAUCAUGUCCUCGCUGAUGAUAAUGGUGUGGAGUUCUCUACUCUAGACCCAGAAACUUUGACGAAGGAAGAGUUCGAAAAAUUCAACGUCUUUCCGGGAAAAGACUACUCAAACACCCGUGUCAAGGAUUUCUCAAACCUCGACAAGCCGUACGAGAGUAUGUAUGACCGUAAGGUCGUUCCACGUAUGCCUUGGCAUGAUAUUCAUAUGUGCACUCUGGGUCAGCCGGCAAGAGAUUUGUCUCGUCACUACGUCCAGCGUUGGAACUACCUCGUUAGACAGAAGCGUCCAUCUAGACUAACGCCACUCUUGACGCCGCCCUCUGACUUGUCAGAUGAGGAAGUGCGCGAGAUGGGAUUGGAUGGUAGUUGUGAAGUUCAAAUGCUUCGUUCAGCUGGCAGUUGGUCAUUAGGAUUAAAACAGCAUGAGCAAAGUAUUCAGGAUGCUUACUUGAAAUUGAUUGAGACUUCAGAGCAUUUUGUCUACAUCGAGAACCAAUUUUUCGUCACUUCUUGCUUGAUAGACGGUACAGUGAUUGAGAACAGAAUCGGUGAUGCCUUAGUCGAGAGGAUUAUUCGUGCUUUUAAUGAAGGAAAGCAAUGGAAGGCGAUUAUUUUGAUUCCACUUGUUCCAGGAUUUGAAUCUUCUGUCGAUAAGCCAGAUGGCUCUUCCGUCAGAGUCGUCAUGCAAUGCCAGUACAUGUCAAUAUCACGAGGCUCGUCUUCUCUUUUUGCAAAGCUUAGGAAGUACGGAAUUGACCCAGACGAUUACAUUCAAUUUUUCUCGCUCAGAAAAUGGGGUAUCAUCGGGCCCGACAGAAACCUUGUCACGGAGCAAUUGUACAUCCACGCCAAGAUCAUGAUUGUCGAUGACCGCCAUGCCAUUAUCGGAAGUGCCAACAUCAAUGAAAGGUCCAUGCGUGGUAGUAGGGAUUCAGAAGUUGCUGCAAUAAUUCGUGAUCGUGAAACUAUCACAUCGACUAUGAACGGAGAGAAAUACGUCGUUGGUAAAUUUCCCCAUACACUUCGCUUGAGAUUGAUGAGAGAGCAUCUUGGUAUCGGUGUGGACAUUCUCGAUGUUGUGGAAAGAAAAUUUGAUAAGUAUGAAAAAUUUGCCAAGACGAAGGAGGGUCUCGAGGCAUGCACCAACGACUUCAAAAAUCUUGCGAAUAGAGAAAUAUCGGCUGUGAUUGAACUUGCAAGUCGAGAAAUCUUAAAUCAGCCCGAAGGAACCUCAAGAUGGAAAGCACACUGUCAGCGUUUUGGAUUAGCCAAGAAAGCUACACCUAUACCUGACGAUAUUAAAUUUGAAGAAGGCCCUAAGCCAGUCUUACUUCCACUUUCUUUCAAUAACAGAACUGGUCCUCAUGAAGCCAAUAUCGGUAUCAGGGACAAGAAGAAACAUUCCUAUGAUGCGAGAGUUCAACAUAGUGAGGAUCACAAGAAAGAUGUUUAUGGCGUGGGUCUCGACAAAUACAGAACAAAGCUGGGCCAGAAAGCGCGUUUGGAUAGUGCUCGAUUUAUUCGUGAUCUCGCGAAAGAGGUUUUUGAUAAGCAGCCUGAUGCUCUGUUCCUUCCCGACAUCGAAAAUGUGUUGGAUUUCCUUGAACUGGACGACUCUGAUUACGCUGAGAAUAUGACAGAGGAGGAUGAGAAACUAAUCACUGCGAGAAACAAGGAAAGAUGGAUCUUGUUGAAGAGAAUUGCAUACCUCCAGCGUAUUGCUGCAAAGGAAUCCCAACAACUGGCACUUGAACAGCCCAAGCGUUUGGCAGCUGGGCUUCCCGCCAGCGUAUACGACUUUGAGAGUAACAGCAAGCAAGCCAGCAAUUCCGAGACUCCAUUAAAAGAGAGUACAAGCGACGAAGAGGGUAUCACUGCUGCGGUGGAGGUUCCCCAAAAGAAGUCAGAUAACUCAAUGGAAGACGCAGAUGGCUCUGCAGAGAAAGAAGAUCAAAGCAAAGAUUAUGUUCCUGUCGUCAGUUUAGAUGAACAGCAAUUGAGAGAACAAGUGCGUCAAAUCAAUAUGCCAGGUGUCGACAAUCUCAAUGCCUUCAUCGAUCCGUAUGGCUUUGAAGAUCCUUUAGAUCCAGAUUUCUACGAGGAUAUCUGGUUUGAAAAUGCAAGAAGAAAUACUGAAAUCUUUAGGCUCAUUUUCCAUUGUCAACCUGAUGACGAGGUAAUAUCCUGGAAGGAAUACAAACAUUUCAUGAAGCUUGAAAGGGCGUUUAAAGUCGCUCAGGAAACUGAAGCGCGAAAUAGAAGAGAGAAGUUCCGUUUUGAAGAAGAGUCAACUGACACAGGAACAGCAGAUUCAGAGAAAAGACCUCCGCAAGCUCGAAGAAGCAGUCAAGCUACGAUAUUCAUGAAUGAGCUUCAAAACGAGCGUGAUGGAGGCAUCUUUGGUGACAUACCAUCCUCUAAUAACAGCAGCUCCAUUGACCUUGGAAGAACUCAAAAUGGCAAACAAAAGUUUUCUGUAAAUGACAAAAUUGACGAAUGUGACGAGGAUACCGACGAAAAACUCGCGGGCAAUCUCCCGGACGGAGAAGAGGGCUCAAGUGAGAGUUACGAAAUGGAACAGAAUGAAAUUAAGGAAAGCGAAAAAAUUAUGAGACAGAAAGAGGCAAGCAGAAGGAAGAGAAGAGCGGGUACUUUCAGUGCUAGAAGAAAAGCACACGCUGGAGAUAAGAUCUACGAUCGAGAGUCUGCUGAGAGGCUUCUUAAUGAGAUUCACGGCCAUCUCGUGCUCUUCCCUGCCGACUGGCUCGCAAGGGAACUUGAGGGUGAUAAUUGGUUUUUCAAUACCGACAGAAUACCCCCGAUCGAAAUCUACGACUAA
Messenger RNA from Candidozyma auris, 5073 nucleotides. It is a transcript of the gene PLD1, whose product is annotated as phospholipase D. The transcript has a single exon. NCBI's taxonomy places the organism in Eukaryota, Fungi, Ascomycota, Pichiomycetes, Serinales, Metschnikowiaceae. Gene Ontology annotation, biological process: cell motility. The coding region runs from base 1 to 5073 and encodes 1690 amino acids. Gene Ontology annotation, molecular function: catalytic activity. The record is from RefSeq and is a predicted model, not a curated record.